CCACCUCGAGGAACGCUACCACAACGUCGAUGCCCAUGUUCCAAAAUUGCAGCAACGUCGUGAUUAACAAUAGCGUCUUCAUCAGUAGGGGGAGCAAUGUCACGAUAAACUGCGGACGCGGACGGCACACUUCCACCAUUAUCGAUGAAGACGAGGAGGAAGCGAGAGACAGCAGGGGGGGAGCCUCACAAAGCGAGAGACAGGGGCCUGGGGAUGGCUUCAGCUCAGAGCCUGGCGCUCACAGAGCUGGCCGGUCAGAUCCCGAGGACUCGGACUCUGAGGCUGAGAUCCAUAUCGAUUCACGACAACACAGGAAUCCUCCUCCUCAUCGAGUUCGACAUAUCUUCCAAAGCUCCCACAGAGGCGGAGACACUGCUGACUUCGAGAUGUCCGUCGAGGAGGAAGGACCGCCCAACGAUCGCGCUCGAGGGCCACAGCAGCGGCGAAGACAAAGGCCACCACGACGACGCUCAACGCGUAGCUACAACAUUCAUGGCAUGAACAUCAAUUUCGACGACGUUCAUGGUACAUUCGUGCAAGAGAGCAGAGGCACCAGGACCACCACCGCCAACGUCAACGUCAAUGGGCUGGACCCAGUGGGCCUCGCCGGUCUCCAAGUCGGUCUUGCAGGCUUGCACACAGGCCUCCAGUCUGGACUCCGGGGGCUCCAUACUGGUCUCGAGCACAUGAAUACCGCCCUCAGUAGCAUGCACCAUACUCUGGCCAAUUCCUUCAACUUCACGGGUGCCCAUUUCGAUAACUCCUGCAACGACCAUAGCACCACCCAUAUUCAUUCCCAUUUCGGACCACAUCACCCGGCGGGCCACCCUGGAAUCCACCACCAUUACCAUUACUACAGUGGACCUGGAACGGCCCCUCCACAACCCCACCUUCCUUAGAGGCAUUUCCGAGGGACUUCGGAAAGCAUGCAACUCUCGUGCCCUUGGAUGAGAUCCUCGUGCCGUACCCUAACUCACGCCCGU
Coprinopsis cinerea okayama7#130 is the source of this 983-nucleotide messenger RNA. RefSeq lists its product as hypothetical. The record is from RefSeq and is a predicted model, not a curated record. NCBI's taxonomy places the organism in Eukaryota, Fungi, Basidiomycota, Agaricomycetes, Agaricales, Psathyrellaceae. The transcript has a single exon. The coding region runs from base 30 to 899 and encodes 289 amino acids.